Naegleria gruberi is the source of this 1842-nucleotide messenger RNA. RefSeq names its product rho GTPase activating protein. Gene Ontology annotation, molecular function: GTPase activator activity. The record is from RefSeq and is a predicted model, not a curated record. The transcript has 2 exons. Lineage: Eukaryota; Heterolobosea; Eutetramitea; Acrasida; Naegleriidae. Gene Ontology annotation, biological process: small GTPase-mediated signal transduction. Gene Ontology annotation, cellular component: cytoplasm. Bases 1 to 1842 code for a protein of 613 amino acids.
AUGUCUCUAAUCACACUCCCGAAGAUUAUUGUCAAAUUAUCUUCAGAAACAAUCUACCUAGAUAACGUUUCAUCAAACAAUACUAACUACAAACAAAUAACCUUUCUCAAUAUUCUUGACUCUCUUCAGGAAAAGUUACAAAUCCUUCUGCCAGCCAAAUCUCCUGACAGCUCAAUUUCUAAAAUCUUUUCAGAGUAUGCCUCCACAUUCUCUCAAUCACCACUCGAAAAGGAGCAACAAGUUUCAUUCCUAUUGUGGUGUGUUAAAACCAAACAAAAGAAGAAUUUUCUGACUAACAUUGGAAGAUCCUCACUCAAUCUCAAAAAGAAAAUUAUGAAUAAUUCGUCAUCCACAACUACCACUACUGCUCCAUCGAGUACUGUUUUGGAUUCUAAUCUUCCUUCGAAUAGUCAAUUGUCUGCCGAUAAUUUAUUCAAUCCUCCUGAGCAACAAAAGGGGAAAAUCAAAAAGAAGAUGGUGAAAAUGUCAGAUACUGUUUUCAGUUAUGCUGGAGAAUGUACUAACAUGGAUCAAUUAUGUCAUGUAUUAUCUUCCAAUGAAUUCCUUUCCAACGUAGAUCAUAUUAGUGAUGAUUUUCUCUUUAUUGAACUGAAUCCUGCCAUUGAUUUGUCAAGAGUUUGUGUUAUGAAUCUCUCUCCAACAAUGGUCUGCCUCAAUGAAACUCUCUUCAAUAUGCAACAAUAUCACAAACAAUUGGAAAAGAAGGAAGACAGUACACGAAAACCAAUUUGUGGAGAUUUAUUAGGUAAGGAAUUGUUAAAUCCCAUCAAAGUUCCAUACAUUCUCAGAGUUUGUUUGAAAUAUUUGAGAGAUAAUAAGGGUGUGAAAACUUUGGGAAUAUUCAGAGAGGCUGGUUCAAAGAGAAGAGUGUUAGAGUUGUGUAAAUUGUUUAACAGUUUUAUGGCAUUCCCAGAAAUGUACAAUGAUUUGGCUAUUGAAAUUCCACAAAGUUUUGGUGUGAUGGUAGUUGCAGAUUUAAUCAAACAUUAUAUUAGAAACUUACCUGAAUGUUUACUCACAUUUGACAAGUAUGAGGAGGUAAUUGAAAUGUUUACUGGAAGAACUCCUGAAAAAACCAAAACUCUUAUUGAUAAGGUCAAACUUCUCAUGAUUGACCUUCCAGAAUGUAACAAAUCGAUAUUGUCAGAGCUCAUGAAUUUAUUACAUGAAAUUUGUUGUAAUGAAGAAAAUGUGACACUUACUAAAAUGACAAGUAAGAAUAUGGGUAUCGUGAUUGGUCCUAAUUUACUCUACCUUCCAUCAGAGAGCGAUUCAAAGAAAUUGAACAUGGAUGAAUAUCAAAGAUUUUCUCUUAAAACUCAACUCAAAAAUCAACAACAAACAAUCGCUAUUGUUUGUGAUUUUUGUCAGUUUUUAAUUGAAAAUUAUGAAGCAAUUUUCAAAAAGACUACAACCCAUUCUCAACAACCAGUUUCCUCCCAAAAAGAUGUAAAAUCCAAUAAGAAACAACAAGAUACUACUUCCAACUCAGAAGUCGAACAAGAAUUAUUACAAAAAAUACAAGAAAAGGAUCAACAGAUAUCUCAGUUGAAGAAGGAUACUUAUAUGACUCUUCAAAAAGAAAAGAUCAUCAAACAGCUUCAAGCAGAAAAUGUUCUUUUAACAAAAGAAAACAAACAAUUGAAGAAUCAGAUAGAGGAACUCAAUAAGGAGGAAGAACAAGUUGAAGAAACUCAAGAAAAUGAAGAGGUAACAACAAGUGAACCAGAGUCAUCUUCCAUUUCAUGGAUGAGUUCAUUCCUGAUCAUUUCUACUAUAGGAAUGAUAUUGUACUUUUAUUUUCCAGAGUUUUUUCAAUAA